UCACUCAAAGCCAAAGAUGUUGACCAGAAAGAUUAAACUCUGGGACAUAAACGCCCACAUCACCUGCCGCCUAUGCAGCGGAUAUCUCAUCGACGCGACCACGGUGACCGAGUGUCUGCACACGUUCUGUCGGAGUUGCCUGGUCAAGUAUUUGGAAGAGAAUAACACCUGCCCCACGUGUAGGAUUGUGAUCCACCAGAGUCACCCGCUACAGUACAUUGGUCAUGACAGAACCAUGCAGGACAUUGUUUACAAACUGGUUCCAGGCCUUCAGGAAGCGGAAAUGAGAAAACAGAGGGAAUUCUACCACAAGUUAGGCAUGGAAGUGCCUGGAGAUAUCAAGGGGGAGACCUGUUCUGCAAAACAGCACCUAGACCCCCAUCGGAACGGUGAAACCAAAGCAGAUGACAGUUCGAACAAAGAAGCAGCAGAAGAGAAGCAGGAAGAGGACAAUGACUACCACAGAAGUGACGAGCAGGUGAGCAUCUGCCUGGAGUGCAACAGCAGCAAACUGCGGGGCUUGAAACGCAAGUGGAUCCGCUGCUCGGCCCAGGCAACAGUGCUGCACCUGAAGAAGUUCAUCGCCAAAAAACUUAACCUUUCAUCUUUCAAUGAGCUGGACAUUUUAUGCAACGAGGAAAUCCUGGGCAAGGACCACACGCUCAAAUUUGUGGUUGUCACGAGAUGGAGAUUCAAGAAGGCCCCGCUCCUGCUGCACUACAGACCCAAGAUGGACCUGCUCUGAGCUCGGCCCCGGGCCAGGCCCCGCUGCCCCGCCGAGUCACCUGCAGUGUCGUGGGGACCAGAUUUCUGAAUAGAGAGUAUUUAUAACUUUUGUAUGAGAGAAUUCACACUCAGCAAGACACUACCAGCACCACGGUUACAAGACGACGAGACACUUCACAGUCUCAGCGGCCGAAGGGCGCCCCUCACAGACCAGAUGGUAAACAGAGUGGCCACACGGCCUGUGCUUGCUCUCCAGGCCUUGAAGAUCUGGUCCUUUCCGUUUCGUUUCUGAAUUAGGGUUCACGAUAAGCCUCAAAAAUACUUGUACGUUUACUGAACCCUUCCUAAGUUAUUGAAAAAUAUCUCUUCAUGGUGAAUGACAAUAUUUAUGUUGCCUUUAGCUUCCUGAAGACUUAGAAGGUAUAUAAAGGGUUAAUUUAAAAGCAUUCCAUUAAUACUAUGAGUUAGCCACAGUAUUUACUUUUCCACGUUGGGAACCAUGAAAAGCCGGCAGCUCCCCUGCCUCGGCCCCUGCCUGGCCCCUACUCUGGGCUCCGAGGCUGCACUGGGGCCAGUGGCCCUGAGGCG
Messenger RNA from Neomonachus schauinslandi (Hawaiian monk seal), 1314 nucleotides. It is a transcript of the gene PCGF3, whose product is annotated as polycomb group ring finger 3. The transcript is spliced from 9 exons. NCBI's taxonomy places the organism in Eukaryota, Metazoa, Chordata, Mammalia, Carnivora, Phocidae. The record is from RefSeq and is a predicted model, not a curated record. Gene Ontology annotation, cellular component: PRC1 complex. Bases 17 to 745 code for a protein of 242 amino acids. Gene Ontology annotation, biological process: regulation of transcription by RNA polymerase II.